GAGAACACGGGUGAGUGACACAGGGAGACACAUACAGGAGAGGUACAGGAGAACACGGGUGAGUGACACAGGGAGACACAUACAGGAGAGGUACAGGAGAACACGGGUGAGUGACACAGGGAGACACAUACAGGAGAGGUACAGGAGAACACGGGUGAGUGACACAGGGAGACACAUACAGGAGAGGUACAGGAGAACACGGGUGAGUGACACAGGGAGACACAUACAGGAGAGGUACAGGAGAACACGGGUGAGUGACACAGGGAGACACAUACAGGAGAGGUACAGGAGAACACGGGUGAGUGACACAGGGAGACACAUACAGGAGAGGUACAGGAGAACACGGGUGAGUGACACAGGGAGACACAUACAGGAGAGGUACAGGAGAACACGGGUGAGUGACACAUGGCGACACAUACAGGAGAGGUACAGGAGAACACGGGUGAGUGACACAGGGAGACACAUACAGGAGAGGUACAGGAGAACACGGGUGAGUGACACAGGGAGACACAUACAGGAGAGGUACAGGAGAACACGGGUGAGUGACACAGGGAGACACAUACAGGAGAGGUACAGGAGAACACGGGUGAGUGACACAGGGAAACACAUACAGGAGAGGUACAGGAGAACACGGGUGAGUGACACAGGGAGACACAUACAGGAGAGGUACAGGAGAACACGGGUGAGUGACACAGGGAGACACAUACAGGAGAGGUACAGGAGAACACGGGUGAGUGACACAGGGAGACACAUACAGGAGAGGUACAGGAGAACACGGGUGAGUGACACAGGGAGACACAUACAGGAGAGGUACAGGAGAACACGGGUGAGUGACACAGGGAGACACAUACAGGAGAGGUACAGGAGAACACGGGUGAGUGACACAGGGAGACACAUACAGGAGAGGUACAGGAGAACACGGGUGAGUGACACAGGGAGACACAUACAGGAGAGGUACAGGAGAACACGGGUGAGUGACACAGGGAGACACAUACAGGAGAGGUACAGGAGAACACGGGUGAGUGACACAUGGCGACACAUACAGGAGAGGUACAGGAGAACACGGGUGAGUGACACAGGGAGACACAUACAGGAGAGGUACAGGAGAACACGGGUGAGUGACACAGGGAGACACAUACAGGAGAGGUACAGGAGAACACGGGUGAGUGACACAGGGAGACACAUACAGGAGAGGUACAGGAGAACACGGGUGAGUGACACAGGGAGACACAUACAGGAGAGGUACAGGAGAACACGAGUGAGUGACACGGAGACACAUACAGGAGAGGUACAGGAGAACACGGGUGAGUGACACAUGGCGACACAUACAGGAGAGGUACAGGAGAACACGGGUGAGUGACACAGGGAGACACAUACAGGAGAGGUACAGGAGAACACGGGUGAGUGACACAGGGAAACACAUACAGGAGAGGUACAGGAGAACACGGGUGAGUGACACAGGGAGACACAUACAGGAGAGGUACAGGAGAACACGGGUGAGUGACACAGGGAAACACAUACAGGAGAGGUACAGGAGAACACGGGUGAGUGACACAGGGAAACACAUACAGGAGAACACGAAAAUACUCAAAGACAGCGAUACAGAAACAUGAUCACAGAUGAACUAAAAAAAAUCAUAAAUGCUUAUAUAUUGUAAUAGUUUACAUAGAAGAACACGACAUGAUGUUCUCCAGAUGUAGAUGAACAGAAGCUGGGUGGCUCUCUCGGAGGCACUAAUAGCACUA
This is a messenger RNA of Procambarus clarkii (red swamp crayfish), 1745 nucleotides long. NCBI's taxonomy places the organism in Eukaryota, Metazoa, Arthropoda, Malacostraca, Decapoda, Cambaridae. The record is from RefSeq and is a predicted model, not a curated record.